AUGCAAGCACAUAACCUGCUGUCGAGGAACACUAACGAUAUCAGAAGAAAUAACAAUCAAGCACAGCUCAAUGAUGGCACAAGUUCGGUUGGUCGUCCUUCGUUAAUUAUUUCAAGGGAGCAAGUCGAGUAUUUGAUGGAUUGCAAUUUCACAGUCAAAGAGAUGAGUGACAUACUCGGCGUAUCCAAAAGAACAGUUGAAAGAAGAAUGAGUCAAUAUCAGCUAACAAACAUGAAUAGGUUCACUGCAAUAAAUGAUGAGCGAUUGGAUGCCAUAGUGAGUGAAAUCAAAAGCUCGUCACCGGAUUGUGGUUCCAAAUUAUUAUCUGGAUAUCUUCGAGCAAGAAAUAUCCAUGUUCAAAGAAGGCGUGUUAGGGAAUCCCUAACUAGGGUUGACCCAUUGGGUAUUCAAGCUCGGCGUUGUAGAACAGUUCAUCGAAGGGUCUAUAAUGUUUCACGUCCUCUUGCUUUAUGGCACUUUGACGGAAAUCAUAAACUAAUACGCUGGCGCUUGGUUGUGCACGGAUGUGUUGACGGGUAUACCCGCAUACCUGUGUACGUAAAGUGCAGCAACAACAAUAAGGCGAACACUGUUCUAGCACUUUUUGUAAAGGCUGUAGAUGAUUGGGGCCUCCCAUCAAGAGUGCGAUGUGACAACGGAGGAGAGAAUGUCGAUGUUACUCGUUAUAUGAUUAAUCAUCCGAUGCGAGGGCCAGAUCGUGGGUCUGCAAUAACUGGCAAAAGUGUACACAAUCAGCGGAUAGAGCGGCUGUGGCGUAAUGUCUUUCAGGGAGUGUUGAAACCGUUUUACAUUCUUUUCUAUUUAAUGGAAGAUUAUGGCAUACUAGAUCCUUGCGACGAAACUGACCUAUG
This is a messenger RNA of Paramuricea clavata, 872 nucleotides long. Lineage: Eukaryota; Metazoa; Cnidaria; Anthozoa; Malacalcyonacea; Plexauridae. The record is from the annotation of a GenBank genome assembly.